Messenger RNA from Rubroshorea leprosula, 1097 nucleotides. Lineage: Eukaryota; Viridiplantae; Streptophyta; Magnoliopsida; Malvales; Dipterocarpaceae. The record is from the annotation of a GenBank genome assembly.
AGAUAGGGCACUCAUUAGUUAAUAGCAGCAGAAUUGCUAAUAAAUCUGUUUGAUACUUGAAAGGAGGUUGUCUCUUCAUCCAAAUGGCGAUAAAGAAAGAGGUGGUGAUGGACAUAUAUCUCUCUACUUGAAGAUCGUGGAAACUCAGACUGUACCCCUUGGAUGGAUGAUUCCAAUGGGAAGGCUAGGAGGUUUCAUGCAAUGAGAACAGAAUGGGGAUUUCCAAAAUUGAUCAGUCUUGAAGAUUUCAACAAUGGUUGUAAUGGAUUUCUUGUUGGGGUUCUACGUCCACAAGGAUUUUCAAAAGGUUCAGAGGAAAACUUGUCUAUAUUUUUGGAGUUAAGAGAUCCUCCUGAGGGGAAACUUGCAUGUGCUCAGUUCACGCUGGUAGUCAGAGAUCAAGUAGAAGGCAAAGAUUUAUCAUGUACAGGUGCUGCAUCUUCGGAUAACUUUAAGACAAUGGGAUCGGGUUUCGAGAAGUUCAUGCCCUUGAAAGAUCUUCAAGACCCAUCGAAAAGUUUCCUUGUUGAUGAUACUCCAAUUAUUGAAGCCACAGUGACAGAUGCUAGUUUCAGAGUCAAGAAUCUUGAGAAAAUAGCCAGAAUUAAGUUUCAAGGAGAGGUGGGGAAGGGCAUUUCAAUUUACAAGGAGAGGUGGCCGGUGGGGUUAGAUCCUGCACAGUGCACACCACAGUCCACUCCUAGAGCCAGCUUAGCUCUUCCCAACAGCAACAUUGGCAUACCUGCGAACCUUUAUGGAAACCCAAGGAUUUACUGUUUUGGUGAGAGGCAAACCACCGCCACACUAUAUGUUGAAGGUACAAUCAUUCUCACUGCUGUUUCAACUGCAGAGUGGUUUUUGAGCUCAAGUGAAAGUUGGGGUUACUUAAACUUCAUGCUGCUGAGAUAUCUUAUGGACCCAUCAAAAGGCUUCCUCGUGAAUGACACUUUAAUACUUGAAGUCAAGGUAGAUGUUACUGCCAGUUUCUUGAAAUUCACUUGAACUUUUGUGUUACAAUGUUUGUUGGAGUUCUGUUAUUACCUUUUCUGGCCAAUAUUAUGUUUGAUGUUAGGUUCAAAUAUAUUGUUAAUUAACUU